Leishmania mexicana MHOM/GT/2001/U1103 is the source of this 1281-nucleotide messenger RNA. RefSeq lists its product as hypothetical. Lineage: Eukaryota; Euglenozoa; Kinetoplastea; Trypanosomatida; Trypanosomatidae. Bases 1 to 1281 code for a protein of 426 amino acids. The transcript has a single exon. The record is from RefSeq and is a predicted model, not a curated record.
AUGUCUGAGCGGUGCGACAUGAGGGGGGCGAAGAACCUGCGCAUGAUGGUGGUGCAGUCGGUUCUGUUCCUCUACUGUGAUCUCAGUAAGGACUGCGGGGCAAGCUCCUCCGGCAAGUCGGUGCUUAUCAGCACCAGCAGCGGCAACAAGCCACUCGGCAAAUCGAGCGCAUUUUUGGGCCUCAACAUCUUCACCAAGUCCCUUGACAAGCGUGAUCUUUCCAGCACAGCGACGGAGGCGCUCCGCACAACAUCUUUCACGGACGUCGGGGACGGCUGUCAGUGGCGGAUUGAGGAGGACGGAGUCACUCUGUGUAUUCGAGUCGACUUCACCACUGUUCAGAAGCGCCUCGGGGCCUCUGGCAAGUCGAUGCUGCUCGCCACCACAGGUGGCAACAAGCCUAUCGGUGGUACGGGGCUAAUCUGCGGGUUAAACUGUUACCACCCAGUGGACAAAGCCUUCGACGCGUCGCAAUUGGCGGCGGGUAACGGGGGGGAGGAUGAGGUGCAGGUGGGGCAGACACGGCCCAUGGAAGGCGGUUUUGCGGUGUCGUACACGACGCCGACGGAGAUGCAUGUUACCUACACCUACCGAGCGGAGGAGAUGGCGGAUGGCCACACUGCGUCGCUGCCCGCUUGCUUCGUGGGAGACCUCAAGGUGACGGUGUUCGUGUGCGCACCAAAAGCGGCACGCGCACGCACGGAGAAGACGGCCACGAAGGCGACUGAGGAAGAUGAAAAGCACGCCGCAUCGUCAAGCCCCACUCCUUUCUUGAGCCAAGCAAGUGGUCCGAACUGCAGCGAGGAUUUGUCUCUGGAAAGGGGGAAAGACAGUAAGGUGCGCAACGUCACCGUCACAUGCACAACGGCACCAGCACAAGGUGAAGAGGCGGCAGCCUCACCUGGCUCGCAUUCCGGAGCGUACACGAUUGACCUUUGCUUCGACCCCACGCUGAGCUUCGGCCGUUCAUUAUCUGGUAAGUGGGUGACGGUGGCCUCAACGGGCGGCUUCCAGCGUGUCGUCGAUGCAGAGGACCGCGCCGUCUGUCGGUUCAGCCUCUACGCCGGCCGCCCUGCGCCGCCGCUCUCUGAGGCGGAGAUCACGGCGGCCGUGCGGGCGGUGCUGGCGGCCAAACCGAAAGCGCGGCUGCCGAGCCUCUCAUUCAAAGAGGUGCUGACCGAGGUGAUGAGCAUGCUGGACCUGAGCGAGGCCAUGAAAGAAACGGUGAAGCCGAAGAUCAAGGAGGCCGUUAUGGCCUUUGUGCAGGCAGCGACCACGUAA